This is a messenger RNA of Pyricularia pennisetigena, 1473 nucleotides long. RefSeq lists its product as uncharacterized. Lineage: Eukaryota; Fungi; Ascomycota; Sordariomycetes; Magnaporthales; Pyriculariaceae. The transcript is spliced from 5 exons. The record is from RefSeq and is a predicted model, not a curated record. Bases 1 to 1473 code for a protein of 490 amino acids.
AUGGAGUCUGAGAAGAGGGAGCAGCUCAGGGUAAUUGAUUUUGUCUUUCUCGGCCUUGUGUGGGCCGUUGUGCCCUUGCGACUAUUCGUUCGACGAUGUAUAAUCCACAACAUGGGCAAGGACGACUGGCUGAUGGCAGUUCUACUUUUUCUGUACACGGGGUAUAUCAUCAACGUUGAAGUCGGCUUAGUGUUAGGGUACGGAAUCCAUCGAGCCGAGCUGGCUGAGUGGCAAUGGCACAGCGCCUUAAAGGUGGGCGACAAGCUCCCGAACCCCAAAAACAGCAAGAUGACCAGGGAAUCUGCUGACGCCAGAGCCAUCCACCAGUCUUACUACACAGGCGAGAUGUUUUACAUUGUUUGCACGUGUCUGCUGAAGAUAUCCUUUGGCUUCUUCCUCUUGCGCAUCGCCACGGCGCCGAAAGUGAUACUGACGAUCAAGGUGCUCAUGAUCGGGACCCUGUCAUUCAGCUCCGUCUACUUCAUCAUGGCCAUAUUUCAGUGUCGCCCGGUCAGCGCGUGGUGGGACGAUAACCCACGCUCCGAGGAACGCUGCUGGCCCUCAGACCUCGUGACGAGCAUGACGUUCCUGGCUUCGGCCGUCAACUGCCUUGCUGACUUUUCUUUUGCGCUCCUGCCUGUCCUGGUCGUCUGGCCACUGUCGAUGAGCUUGACGAGAAAAACCCUUAUCGUGAUUUUGAUGGGAAUGGGUGCCGUUGGGAGUUCUGUAACCAUUGUGCGUGCGACGUUGGUGCCUGGCCUUUUGGACGGCGAAGACUUUCUCUAUACAAACCUGGAACUUGCAAUAUGGAGCACCGUCGAAGUGGGCACGGGCAUGAUAGCCGCCUCCUUGGCAUGCCUCCGGCCGCUCAUCCAAACCCUCCGACACAUGUGGGGUGGCAGCGGCCAGGGACCGUCUAGCCGCUGGUGGCAGCUGCGAGCAAACCGUCGCCGCCAGCGCACCGGCCGAAAUUUUCGGCCUGCUGCUCAGGAUGUUACUGAAACUGGGACGUGGGGCUACAACACUGCGAUCAACUCGGCGUCCGGAGGCUCUGGGGAAACCAGAGGGAGGGGCUCAGCAGGCGACGCUAGGAGACGGCAUGGAGGAGAGACUUCGUGGUUGCAAAAGGUGCUGCAGAUUUCAGCCAUAACCACGUCGAGCAUUUCAACCUUUACACACCGCGGUAGGGAGGCGCACAAUGACGGCACUGACAACAUAUCAUUAGCGGAAAACGGGGUUGCUGUCACUGCCACUGCCACUGCCACUGCCGUUAUCGAUGGGGAUACUCGUGCUGCCCUGGACAGGGAUCCAGGGGUUCAGUCACUACCUCGCAUAUCCCAGGAAGACUCUGCUGUCCAAAUACCAACAGAAGAUCAAGAUCAGGGACUGUACGAGCGUGUCGAGAGAACAUUGUCUCGAACGAGAUCCAGUUCCUCAAUCCCACCAAGGGGCCAGCACACGGGAAGUGAUUAG